This is a messenger RNA of Cylas formicarius (sweet potato weevil), 4279 nucleotides long. Its product is annotated as ATP-binding cassette sub-family G member 5. The transcript is spliced from 11 exons. Gene Ontology annotation, molecular function: ATP binding; ATP hydrolysis activity. The record is from RefSeq and is a predicted model, not a curated record. Lineage: Eukaryota; Metazoa; Arthropoda; Insecta; Coleoptera; Brentidae. Gene Ontology annotation, cellular component: plasma membrane. The coding region runs from base 155 to 2074 and encodes 639 amino acids.
CUGUAUAGACGAUUACCUGUUGAAUGUGUCGGCAGGUAAUGCGGUUCUUAUCGAAAAGAAUGAAUUAUUCAGAAAUGUAACUGGGGACAAUAGAAUACCUGUUAUCGAGGUGCAGGUGGAAUUUGGUAAGAUAGGCCGUUUUCCCUGUGGAAAAAUGAUCGGAAGCGACUACACUCUCGAACUAUGCAACGUUUUUUACUCCGGGCAGGUCGAGCCAGGGUCAUGCAUUCAACGAAUGAUAGGGAACAUCAAAACGGGGAUCAUCCUGAAAGAUGUAUCGCUGACGGUGCAUUCAGGAGAAGUUCUAGCUGUCCUUGGGUCUAAAGGUAGCGGAAAGAAAGCUCUCCUAGAUGUUAUAUCCAGGCGAGCCCAAGGACCAAUCAGGGGUCAAAUUUUGCUCAACAAUCAACCGAUGAGUUUGUGCCUUUUCCAACAAAGAUGCGGUUACGUCACUCACAAGUGCGAUCUUAUUCAAGGACUGACGGUAGAGCAAACGCUGUUCUUCACGCCCACAAAAAUGACGGGUUACCUCAAAUCAUCAAGAGUUAAACAAGUGAUGGCGGAUUUGGCAUUGUCCCAGGUGGCUAAUAGGUGUACUGAACAUCUCACAAAAAGCGAAUAUAGACGAUUGAUGAUUGGUAUUCAGCUCAUCAAAGAUCCAGUGGUAUUGCUGUUGGACGAGCCCACCUGGGAUUUGGACCCGUUAAACACGUACCUGGUGAUAUCGAUUCUGUCCAACGCAGCAAAGAAAUACGGCUCCGCCAUAAUUCUCACAAUGGAGAAGCCCAGAUCCGACGUUUUCCCAUUUCUCGAUCGAGUUUUGUAUCUAUGCUUGGGGGACGUCGUGUACGCGGGGGGCACCAGGCAAAUGCUGGAGUAUUUCGACGCCAUCGGGUUCCCAUGUCCCCAAUUGGAAAACCCUCUCAUGUACUACCUGUGUCUGUCGACGGUGGAUAGGAGAUCCAGGGAACGUUUCCUGGAGAGCAACCACCAAAUAGCCGCUUUGGUGGAAAAAUUCAAGAUCGAGGGCGGGGCUUACCGGAAGACGACAUCCAUCAACGGACCAGGACAUCCGUCGGAACAUAAAAUUCCGUUGCUGCUAGGUCGACCUAACAAAAUGUCGGUCGGCUGGACCAUACUCGCGAGACUUUUGACGGCUACCGUUUCCUUCCACGCAGCUGGCUUGCGCCAACUUUUCCUGCGAUUGUUUUUCGUGCCCAUUUUUUUUUUCGUUCUAUGGAUCUUCUACAAUAAAAUGGAGAAUGCUCAACAUACGUUCAUCACUCGAAACGGAUUGGUGUUCAACUGUUUGGCAGGAGUUUAUUUUUCAGGAAUUUUGAACGCCGUUCUAAUGUAUCCGAUUUACAGGACUAGAUACUUUCAGGAGUCCCAAGAAGGCUUAUAUGGUGGCACGUUGUUUUUGAUCACAUACAAUAUCGUGUCCCUACCGUUUUCGUUCAUCUCUGUCCUAGGAGCGAGUGCCAUUGUUUUUCCGUUGGUGGGCUCUUUCGACCAGCUCAUGGAGUACUUCUAUUUCGGGCUGAUUCUUUGGGCGUGCUACAUUUUCUCCGAGCAGCAAACCAUGGCCACACUGAUGAUUGUCAAAGACCACCUCUCCGCCGCCAUUUUCAGCAUAUACGUCACCUGCGUUUGUCUCACUUUGAGCAGCGGCAUAUUGAGGUCAAUUAAAGGUCUCCAAGAAUGGCUCUUCUAUCUCACCUACGCGACGCAGGCCAGAUACGCGUCGGCUUUCCUAAACCGGCAAGUUUUCUUGCACCCCCAACUCCACGAUCCGCUCCCUUACGAUUGGAGACACAAUUGCACCAGCAUGAACUUUGUCGAGACGUCCGUCUUGACCGGACCUGCGAACCCUUACUGCCGCUACGCCAAUGGACAAAGUUAUCUAUCCGAGAGGUACACCAGGGACCCCGGGGAUAACAUUUUCAACGGAAUUUUAGGUUUCGACUUGAAUAUCGGCAUAACAUUCGCGUUCGCAUUGGGAAUGAUCGUUUUCAACUUGUUCUUGUACUUGAUCCCUCUGCCUUCCUUCGUCAAGGCCAAGUUCCGCGAAUGAGCUUGGAUGCUUUGCAGGAAAUCGAUUUCAGGAAAAAUUGAAAUACUUGGCAACCCGGCGAGUGCACCAAAAAUUGUUCCUUCCUAUACAUGGACCUUCAAAUAUUAACAGUGAACAUAAGCAAGACAAGAUGGGACGCUUUCAACGCCGCUGCUCUUAUUGGGCACUCGGUAGCAACAAGCAUGUAUCAUGUUUUAAUUAAGCUGCGUACGAACUUGAGAUGACAAUAUAAGGCCGAAAAUGAUUAAAUGCAAUUUUAAUAUGGAUGGAAAUUGAUCGCAAGUGAAAUAAAAUCAAAUUGUUGCAAUAUUCGAGUAUGAAGGAAUGCGAAAUACAGAACUUGCAUGCUUAAAUCACAUUAAAAAAGAAGUAAAAGAAUGAUAAUGCAAAAUUAGCGAUAUUAAAAAAUUCUGAGAGUGGUAUAUUUCUAAAUAUUUAUAGAAAUGUGGUCUAAUGGUUUUUUUGAUUUUUGAAAUACAAGUUUCGUUUCAAUUAAAAUAAUUAUCUGUCGAGAUUAUUUAGGAUCUGUGAAAAAAUACUGCUACUCAUUUUAUAUACUAAAAUAUUGAUUAAGGUAAGUUAUAAAGAAUAAAAUUUAACCAAUAAAUUAUUUUAAAUGUAAGAGUAGGAGAUUAAAAAUCUUAGGUUAAACUUAUUGACGUUGUAAACAAAUUUGUGAUACUACCUUACUCGGUACUCUGUAAACCUAAAAUAGUUAACGGCGAUCCACAAUAUAGUCAACAAUUUUGGUUCAAAACAUAUUUUUCAAACUAUACUCUAGUCUGGGUAUUAAAUAUUUGUCGUUUUUGCAUAUAUACAACAUUCCAUUGCGUCAUAAAUGCUUAAUAUGUCAUACGAUCGUGUGUAAUUGUAAAACUGUAUAUUUCGAAAACAGUUGCUUAUUUUUUAGUUGUUAAUUAUAAACUUACGGUUUUUUAUGAACAGUUUUUAGUAUUUGUACCAACCAUACUUAGACCAGCAAUCUAAGAAAACAUAAGAAGUUUGAAUUUUUAAUAUAUUUUUUGAAAUUUGUUUUCGUCAAAAUUAAAAGCUGAGAGAAGUCAGGAAAUCUAUUUAGCUUCUUUAAAAACGCAUUCACUAAUGACAGCUGGGUUCAUUAAUUAAGUGACUAUUUUAAUUAUAGAACUUAUUUUUAGGGUUAGCCUUAUCGUUGUCCGUCCAAUUUUUUAUAUUACGUUAUUAUAUUUUACUUAUUUAGAUCUGAAUGUAUUUGAUUCUUUUAACAUUUACGGCUGUACGUGUUUAUGUAAUAAGUAUAUUUUUUUAUAUUAAUAUUUAGCCUUAUUUUCUUCGCCCCUUAUAAUGCAUGUAUAAUAAUAAUAUAUAAUAAUUUAUAAAUAUUUUCAUUUGUGGUAGUCAGAACAAUUCUUUUAUAUAUAAAUUUGUUUUUUUCUUAUUGUACUGAAAGUUUUUGCCCUGUCCCUGAAACGUUUUGUGUUAUAUCUGAAUUGUUUUGCUUUUAAUCUGAAGCAAUUUUCCUUGUGACUAACCAAAACCUUAUGGUUGCCCCUGAAGCUUUAAAAACUUUAAUACAAAUAUAGAACAUGUCAAAAUUUGACUUUUUUUAAUUCUUAAAGGUCACAAAAAACAUAAAUCUUUGGCAUUUACAUAUUUUUUUCUUUUUUGAACAAUUAACUUAUAGGCAGAAUAAUAUAGGAGAAAGGAAAGGCGACAGAGAUGAAAACUAAUAGAUAUUUUUAUAUGGGACACCCUGUGUUAUUUGUGGAUCUCUGAAAAGAACUUAAAGUUACCUUUUCAAAUAUCUGAUAUUUUGCUCUAGUUUUCUUGCAAAAUAUAGUGUUGUACUUUGAACGAAUAGGCUGUGGACACCGAAAUGCAGAAGAGAAAUUCUCAUUUUUGUUGUAAAGACGCUUGGUUUUUGUUUAACCUUUCAAAUAAAUUUCAAAGAUUCAAUGGAAGUUGGUACUAGCUACUGUUGUUGGUCUUCAACUUAAAUAUUGACGUCGUAAAAUUAUUUUUUAAGGGCUGCUAAAACUACCGUUUCUUGUAACUCAUACCGACUUCAUGUAGUCUUUGACCAGUUCUUUUCAAACUGGUUGCUAUUAAUUAGGUAGUGUCCCAAUCACCCAAAAAUGUCUGUAAAGGUUGUUUCUUUUAGGAUAUUGAUUGUAAUACAAAUUGCUUGUACCCCUGCAUUUCCCAUUUGUAAUUACAACGACCAGU